Messenger RNA from Hansenula ciferrii, 2235 nucleotides. It is a transcript of the gene RRP6, whose product is annotated as exosome nuclease subunit RRP6. Lineage: Eukaryota; Fungi; Ascomycota; Saccharomycetes; Phaffomycetales; Wickerhamomycetaceae. Gene Ontology annotation, molecular function: nucleotide binding; nucleic acid binding; 3'-5'-RNA exonuclease activity. Gene Ontology annotation, biological process: TRAMP-dependent tRNA surveillance pathway; nuclear polyadenylation-dependent CUT catabolic process; nuclear polyadenylation-dependent rRNA catabolic process. Gene Ontology annotation, cellular component: nucleolus; nuclear exosome (RNase complex). The transcript has a single exon. Bases 1 to 2235 code for a protein of 744 amino acids. The record is from RefSeq and is a predicted model, not a curated record.
AUGUCUUCAAAUAGUGAUGACGUUAUUUCUCAAGUUUUUCCCAAAGCUGUUCAGGCUAUAAGAUCUGCAUCUGGUCUUUCAGCUUAUGAUAUCAAGUUUUACAAAAGUUUGGAUAAGAAUAUUUCAGAUACAAGUGAGAAUUCGUCUAAUCGUUUGCUUAAACUAAUUAAUGUUCUUUCAUCAUCAGUUGACCUACAGGAUAACCAAUCAUUGAACCAAGAUGCUAUAGAAAGUGGUUGGCCUCGUGUCAGUAACUUGUUGGAUACAAUACUAGAAAGAUCUGAUUUUGCUCUCGAUACACUUCAACGUUCUCCAAAUCAAAAAGACGAAUCACAAAAAUUUACAUAUUUAGAUGAUGACAAUGCCCAUAAUAAGGGAGCUCAUCUUAAUAAGAGACAAGAAAAGCCUCAGAAAUUUUUCAAAACACCAAUCGACAAUAGUGAAAGCCAUCCAUUCAAACCAUUAUUAAAAGAAAAACCUAAUGCUAUGGUUCCUUUCCAAGAAACUUUCAUAUUAACCACUGAAGAAGAAAAUGAUCCUGCGCAUUAUAAACAACCUUAUGAAAUUGAGAUUUUAAAUCAAGAAUACAAUUCUAAAAUAUUAGAAAAAAGUGAUCCAAUACCUUCUAAGGACUGGCAAGGAACAGAACCGAUCUGGGUUGAUACAAUUGAAGAAUUGAACAAAAUGCAUAAAGAUUUACAGUCUGUAUCUGAAAUAGCUGUUGAUUUAGAACAUCAUGACUACAGAUCAUACUAUGGGUUGGUCUGUCUUAUGCAAAUUAGUACCAGAGAUCAAGAUUGGCUAAUUGAUACGUUAGCAUUGCGUGAGGAUUUAAAAAUCUUGAAUAGUGUUUUUACUGAUCCUAAAAUUACCAAAGUGUUCCAUGGUGCUUUUAUGGAUAUUAUUUGGCUACAAAGAGAUUUAGGUUUAUAUAUUGUUAGUCUCUUUGAUACAUACCAUGCUUCCAGGCAGUUAGGUUUUCCUAAACAUAGUUUAGCUUACCUUUUGGAGAGAUUUGCACACUUCAAAACUUCUAAGAAGUAUCAAUUAGCAGACUGGAGAAUUCGUCCUUUGACUGGACCAAUGAAAUUAUAUGCUCGUUCUGAUACACACUUUCUUUUGAACAUAUUUGAUCAAUUAAGAAACAUGCUUAUUGAGUCUAAUAAAUUAACAAACGUCUUGUUCGAAUCCAGAAAUGUCGCUAGAAGAAGGUUCGAAUAUAGCUCAUUUAGACCACUGGCCAGUACCAAUGUUGUAUCCCCAAUUGAGAAACCAGAACCUUGGAAAAGCUUGUUGUACCAAUACAACCUUUCUGCCUCUAGAGAAGCAGUGGUUCGUUCGCUUUAUCAAUGGAGAGAUCAAAUUGCUAAGCAAGAUGAUGAAUCACCAAGAUAUGUGAUGCCAAAUCAAUUACUGGUAUCUUUGGCUUCUCUGGUGCCGACUGAUCCAGCUGGAGUUUUAUCAUCAAGCAAUUUAAUUUCUGAUCAUGUUAGAAAAAACGCCAAAGAGAUUUCGGAACUUAUAAAAAGAUCGAUGAAGGAAGCUGAAGAAGAAGAUAUGUAUCUUUUAAACAAUAUUUCAGAAAAGUUUGAGGAGAAAGAUACCAUAAAUGAAGAUAAAAUAGAAUUUUCAGAGGCGGCAUUCAACUCUGAGCUUCAAAGGCUAAAAACCAAUUUACCAAGCUCAAAAUAUGGAGGUUCAUCUGAGCUAUUUUCAUUAAGCAUUUUGGAAAAUAAUUAUGUCAACAACAUUAUCAACUCUGAGGGUAACUCUAACUCAUCUACGGAAAUGAAAAAGAGAAUCAAUUUGAUACGGGAAUCUUUAUCAUUUAGAUACAAUCCUACUUCUCACCACGGUGAUGAUGAUACAUCCAAUAAAAGUGAAGGUCAACUACAAAAAGAAAGCGAUGUGAAUAUCGAGGAUGCAUCAACUGAUGAAAAAUCAGCUUCCAUGUUUAGCAAUCCUGAUGAUAUUGUUGUGUUGAAAAAGAAACAAGCCCACUCUCGAAAUAAUACUGCCAAAAAGGAUAAAGAUUCUGAAAAGAAAGAAGUGCUCAACUAUGAAGAUGCCAGUAAAGUGAUGAAGAAAAAGCCUUUUGAAAAAGCUAAUAGAAAAAGAAGUUCAAGUACCUUUGAUCCAUAUACUUUGGAAUCUGAGGGGCCAAAACCUGUCAAAAAACUUCCAAAACUACAAAUGGGUAAAAAUACGUCAUUUUUCAGUAAGAAGAAAAAAUAA